CGUUUCAUUCAGCCAUUGAACUGGGAAGAGUGGGGUCCAAACUGUUAUGGUUUUAAGCGCGACCUAAACGCGCAUUCGCAUGGAAAAUGACACUAUUUGAAUUAUUUUAGGAUCCAUCCCAGGUCGUCAGGUACAAGUUUUCGGCCGGUGUCGUCGGUGCGGAGCAGCACGAUGUCUGGUGCAGCCGCCGGGGGAGGCGGCGGCGGCGGCGGCGGAGGCUCCCCCUGCUUGGGCGCAGCGGCGGCCGGUUGCAGCUCCGCCGGCUCUUCCUACGCCGCCUCGGCCGGCGGAGGCGCAGGUGUGGCCGGGAGGCUGCCAGCUCGAGUGCUGGAGCACAUUUUCACCUAUCUGGAGCUGUCCGACCUGAUGCGGUGCUCGCUGGUCUGCUGGCACUGGAACAACACUGUGGCGGACGAGAACAGCGAGGUGUGGCGCAGCCUCUGCAGCCGGAGCCUGAGCGACGAGGCUCUGCGCUCCGACAUCCUGUGCAACCUGCCUACCUACAAGGCCAAAAUCAAAGCUUACCAACACGCCCUGAGCUCCCACGACUGCUCCCGUAACGUUUAUGUGAAGAAGAAUGGCUUCACCCUGCACCGCAACCCCAUCGCCCAGAGCACGGACGGAGCGCGCGGCAAGAUCGGCUUCACGGAGGGGCGGCACGCCUGGGAGAUCUGGUGGGAGGGGCCUCUGGGCACGGUGGCGGUGAUAGGCAUCGCCACCAAGAGGGCAUCCAUGCAGUGCCAGGGCUACGUGGCCCUGCUGGGCAGCGACGACCAGAGCUGGGGCUGGAACCUGGUCGACAACAACCUGCUUCACAACGGAGAGGUCAACGGAAACUUCCCACAAUGCAACAACGCACCCAAAUAUCAGAUCGGUGAACGGAUACGGGUGAUUUUAGACAUGGAUGACAAGACUCUGGCCUUCGAGAGGGGGUUCGAGUUCCUCGGCGUAGCGUUUCGAGGACUUCCCAAAGUCUGCCUGUUCCCCGCCGUCUCUGCGGUCUACGGCAACACGGAAGUCACCAUGGUGUAUCUUGGGAAACCCCUGGAUGGAUAACAAGAUCUCCGUUAAAACUCCUCAGAAGGCUCAGAUAUUUUUUUAUUUUAUUUUAUUUUAUUUUUGUGUCGACACUGCCUGCUGGACAUUUAAAGGUGACGGAGGUCGAGUCCUUCUGCUUCUUCCAAACAGACUUUUUUUUUUAUUCGAAGGAGGACUGUUGGUAUUUAUAGCUCCAGGUGAACUCAAAGGAUAAUAAAGGAGUGUCACGAACAUGGCUAACAGUCCACUUUUACAGAUUGGUGAUUUUUUAUUUGAUACAACCGAAGCUAACGGCGCUGCACAGUUACCAGUCUGCUCCAACGAGGCCAAAACUGAACUGUGGCAAACACUUUAGGUGGAACAGUACUUGUUAUCAAAAACUGUUUGAUGUAUAAGUUAUUGGGAAAAAAAUAACUUUGGUUUUAAUUUUCAGCUAUACUCAAUGAUUGGAUUGUGACGAAUUCAUGCCAAAUCAUUGUUACCCGUUAUACUUUAAUAUUAAGGCCAGAGUGUCAUGUGCAGAAACUUUUAAAGAGCCCAUCCAAUUAUGGUGCAAACUUUACCCGUUUUACGGCAGUGUGUGUCCUUUUUAUUGUGCUACUGUAGUAUUACACGUUAUUUAUUAAGUGAUUUUAUCUCCGGUACUAUACUGUAGAUGCUGUAUGGUUAUAGGACCUGAAAAUAAAGUCCUCUUGGUGCCACUUUAAGAA
Austrofundulus limnaeus is the source of this 1748-nucleotide messenger RNA. It is a transcript of the gene fbxo45, whose product is annotated as F-box protein 45. NCBI's taxonomy places the organism in Eukaryota, Metazoa, Chordata, Actinopteri, Cyprinodontiformes, Rivulidae. The record is from RefSeq and is a predicted model, not a curated record. Gene Ontology annotation, molecular function: protein binding. The coding region runs from base 172 to 1056 and encodes 294 amino acids. Gene Ontology annotation, biological process: synapse assembly involved in innervation; proteasome-mediated ubiquitin-dependent protein catabolic process. The transcript is spliced from 3 exons. Gene Ontology annotation, cellular component: SCF ubiquitin ligase complex; synapse.